Messenger RNA from Suillus clintonianus, 2402 nucleotides. RefSeq lists its product as uncharacterized. NCBI's taxonomy places the organism in Eukaryota, Fungi, Basidiomycota, Agaricomycetes, Boletales, Suillaceae. Bases 290 to 2182 code for a protein of 630 amino acids. The record is from RefSeq and is a predicted model, not a curated record. The transcript has 5 exons.
AGUACAUUGGUCAAUAUUUUGAUGGCCCUUGGCAGGGUACCAUACAAUUUUUUUGGUGAUGAUCUUCUUUUGCAAAUCCCAUAUAUGAUGUCUACGCAUAUGCACUCUCUGAGUCUGAGCUGUCAUUGUCACGGAAUGUUUGUUGUAGGGAUGUUCCACACUGCAGGCGCUCUAUCGAUGGAUAGGGGACAGCAUUGGUGAUGUAUUUAAUUUUGGACGGUUACUGCGCUCUGCAUGUCUUUUCGCACACAACCCGUUCUUCAUGACAGUCGCCUCCAACUGAGCUCUUAUGGAUCAAGGGCUCCGGUACAGCUCUUCUCGCGAAACAACUGCCGGCUCAAGCGAGGAGAGAGUAAAAUUUGAGGCGGAGGCCUCCGAGAAAGGUCUCUAUGACCCGGGCCCAUUAGGAGCAUCUCAUUCUCCACCACCCUCAACUCGUUUCUCAAGAUUUUCGGAUUCCUUUAAAGCACGAUCCCCUCGGUUGUAUCAUGCUGCCGCUCGAGUGGUCAAACACGUUCGGGGACCUAGGCCUAAAGUUGAUCUUCCGAACCCUGUGCCCCUCCUCGGUCGUACGUAUUCGGUCAGAGGUCAUCAAUUCACCAUCGCACUCGAGCCUGCGAUCAUCCGGUUCACACGUCCACUUACUGCUACAUGGCUUUUCGUCGUCCUCGUAGCAGCAUAUAUCAUUUCCUUUUCCUUCUUGGUCCGCGCACAGUGGUAUACGAUCCCUGCAACCUCUUUUGUCAGUUGUACAUCGGUCUACUGGACAAAAGACGCAGGAUGCGGUCUGGACGGUACUUUGUGCGCGCCAUUUAGUAAUUCGUCUUUUGAUUUCAGAUGCCCGGCGCAAUGUAGCAGCGUUGUCCUGCAGAACCCGCAUUUGGUAGGCGAUGUAGAGGUGGAUUUCGUCCCUCUACUUGUUGGAGGCGGGGAUAGUCAGAAGACAUAUAGAGCUGAUAGUUUUAUCUGCGCUUCUGCCGUUCAGGCCGGCCUUUUCAGCGACUCGACAGGAGGUUGCGCAUCUGUUAAUCUCGUGGGGAAUUUCACAAACUAUUUACCUACAACUGCUUUCGGACUAUCUUCCAUUGGAUUCCCCUCUGUAUUCCCGAUGUCCUUUAGAUUCUCACCAUCCAACGUUCUCACCCACUGCACCGACCUCCGCACACCGGCGCUCGCUUUCAACAUACUUAUUACAUGCCUUCUCUUCCUCGUGUUGCGGCCCAAAGCUAUCGUCAUGUGGUGGUGCCUCGUCUGCAUAGGGUUUUGGCACACCGCAUUGUUUUCGCAGCCCCAGGCGACUCCACCCCCGCUGGACGUAGCCUUUGGUGCAUUCCUGCCUACCCUUUUCGUCUGCUAUGCGUUCUGGCGCGUUGCUGUGAGGUUUACGUUGCCUCUGUUCGCAAACGCGCCGUUUGAAGCCAUGAUAUGGUACCUUGCGCCUUACUGGACAGGCGUUCUGACAAAUCUCACCAUGGACCAAAUACCCAUUGAUCGAUUGACCGCGGCUGAUAUCAAACAACAGCCGGGAGGUGUCGUAGCGCUUAUUAUCAUCUGCCUUAUCCUUCUUGUCCUGGUAGUCAACCAGAUACGUGUUAUCAGGAAAACUGGCUGGCUGCCAUACUACCUUGGGUGGUACAUCCUCGGAGGCCUCGUGACGCUGGUGUUGGCGUUGCUGCCUGGCCUGCAGUUCAGGCUGCAUCAUUAUAUCAUCUCAAUGGUAUUGUUACCUGGCACUGGCUUCCCGACUAGGCUUUCGGCAAUUUAUCAGGGGUUCCUCCUCGGAAUGUUUCUUAACGGCGUGGCUGCGUUCGGCUUUGACUCGAUACUACAGACCGCUGCUGCUCUUGUCGGAGACGGGACAACUGGCUCCCCCCUCCCCACUUUCCUCACAAAUUCCACCACCUACAAUGCCUCCAUUGCGCUGACGAAUCAAACCAUCAGCUGGCACGGCAUACCUACGGCCAUUGCUGCUCAAGGCUGGAAUGGCUUCGCAUUACUCGUGGAUGAUGUGGAGGUGUACGUGGGCGCUGCACUCAACUACUCACUUGCUGCACUGGAGGCUGGCUUGCCACAUUUCUUCAGGCUUGCCUACACAACAGGGAGUACGCCUGGUGAUUUCACGAUGCCUGCGACCCUGUGGCCGAAUGGAACUUGGGUGGGGCCGCUACCCGGAGCUUCGUAGAUAUUUAAGAUUAUGUAUUAUCUGGAACACUGUAGUUUUUGGACAAUGUUUUCGUUGCGUAGUAAUUGGAGGCUCAGGCGCUCAAGCUUCAAGCCUAGGACUUCCUAACUUGUUAUUGGCCAUAAUGUGGCUUGAGCUUGUUGUCGUGGUUCUCUUGUAUUGGUAACUUGCUCAGCCGCCAGCGGAAAUACGAAGCCAUAUGCGGAUUGUAUGCGGCUGC